Messenger RNA from Paracoccidioides brasiliensis Pb18, 672 nucleotides. RefSeq lists its product as uncharacterized. The coding region runs from base 1 to 672 and encodes 223 amino acids. The record is from RefSeq and is a predicted model, not a curated record. The transcript is spliced from 2 exons.
AUGGACCCUUCAAUGAACAACCUCCUAAAAUGGAGCAUUGAAAACUCCGUCCCAAACCCUGACACCACCACUGACACAUCCAACGGCGCCCCCGCAACCACUGCCGCCCCCCGUGCCCCGCGCUCCCUCUCCCCCACCGCCCUCCACCGCCUCCUCCUAAACACCCCCUCAGACUCCGAACUAAUGAAAAACGCCAUGGAAACCAUCCGCUCCCCCACCGCAUCCCUCGGCGACAAAAUCACCGCCUUCGAUAACUUAGAGCAGCUGGUCGAGAACAUCGACAAUGCGAAUAACCUGGGCAUGUUGGGGUUGUGGGAGCCAUUGGUGGAGGAGCUGGGGGCUCUGGAGGAGGGGAGGAGGAUGAUGGGGGCGUGGUGUAUUGGGACUGCGGUGCAGAAUAAUGAAGGGGCGCAGGGGAUGCUCCUGUCAAAAGUCCCCACAGCCCUCCCGACGCUCUUUGCCCUCUCGCAAAAUGACCCGCACUUAACCGUGAGAAGGAAAGCCAUCUACGCGCUCUCGUCUGCUAUCCGCAACCAUCAACCCGCCAUGGAUGAGCUCCUGCGCCAUUUGCCGGAAGAUGUAAAGAAAGAGAUUGGGGAGAGUAUUGAUGCGAGUGAUAUGGAUAACGUAGAUAGGCUGGUGAACAGGUUGAGAGCUGGGGCUGGUAGUUGA